CAACAAACGCAUGCUUUUUUUGUUUUGGUUGUAAGUCGACAAGAAAUUUCGAACCUUUAAAAUUAAUAAAAGGAAUAAAAUAAAUAAUAAUGCCUAUUUUCGCCCAAGAAAAUAAUCUUUUUGUUUUUAAAGGAAGUAAUUUCCUUAAACAACGUCUCAUACUUUCAAUUUUAAGUGGCAAACCUGUGAAAAUCAUCGAUAUUCGAAGCAAUGACCAUAUGCCAGGAUUAAGAGAAUUCGAAGUGGGCCUUAUUCGUUUGCUGGACAAAAUCACAAACGGUACAAAAAUCGAAUUAAAUCCGUCGGGAACAUCGGUAGUUUUUAGUCCGGGUUUGCUGCACGGUGGAACGAUUCAUCAUGAUUGUUGUCUUCAACGUGGUAUUGGCUAUUAUUUGGAUGCACUCAUUGCUCUGGGACCUUUUUGUAAAAAUUCAAUUCAUGCUACACUUCGAGGUGUGACAAAUAGUAAAGAAUCACCUUCGGUGGAUAAAAUAAAGACUUCGGCUUUAUCAUUACUGAAACGUUUUCUUAUUGUCGACGAGGGUUUGGAAUUAAAAGUCACCAAAAGAGGUGUCAUGCCAGAUGGAGGUGGUGAAGUUAUAUUCCGAUGUCCGCUUAGGAAAAAUUUCCGUUCUAUACAAUGUGUAAAGCAAGGAAUGGUGAAGCGUAUCCGAGGAACUGUAUACGCGUGUAAAGUGUCUCCAGCUAUGGCGAAUCGGACUGUAGAAUCGGCGAAAGGUGUCAUGUUGAACUUCCUUACCGAUGUUUACAUCUACACUGACCAAAAUAAAGGCAAGCUUUCUGGAAAUUCUCCUGGAUUUGGGAUAAAUCUAGUGGCAGAGACAACAGAGGGAGUGAUUUUCUCAGCGGAGUGCGUGUCAAAUGUUAAAGAGCAGGGCGGCGAACCAUCAGUACCAGAAGACUUAGGCAAAGAAGCCGCACACAAGCUUCUCGAUGAAAUCUAUAGAGGAGGUUGUGUUGAUUCUUCUUUCCAGUGGAUGGCCGCACUAUUUAUGGCUCUAGGACAGAAAAACGUUUCCAAAUUUUUGAUAGGACCACUUUCACAAUAUACAGUGCACUUUUUGCAACACUUGAGAGACUUCUUUGCCAUCACUUUUAAGUUGGAAAAUCCAGAAGAGGAAGAUGAAGAUGAAAGACCUGCAGGAGCUCAACAAGUUUUAAUGACAUGUGUAGGCAUUGGCUACACGAAUAUAAGCAAACGUGCUAAUUAGAGAAAUAAAUUGUAGAUUUUUUUAAGAACUUA
Messenger RNA from Eupeodes corollae, 1264 nucleotides. RefSeq names its product probable RNA 3'-terminal phosphate cyclase-like protein (gene Rtc1). Gene Ontology annotation, cellular component: nucleolus. Gene Ontology annotation, biological process: ribosome biogenesis; endonucleolytic cleavage of tricistronic rRNA transcript (SSU-rRNA, 5.8S rRNA, LSU-rRNA). The transcript has 3 exons. The record is from RefSeq and is a predicted model, not a curated record. NCBI's taxonomy places the organism in Eukaryota, Metazoa, Arthropoda, Insecta, Diptera, Syrphidae. Gene Ontology annotation, molecular function: RNA endonuclease activity. Bases 90 to 1232 code for a protein of 380 amino acids.